AUGGCAGCCGCGGGUCAAUCCACGGGGAGUGUCCCCCCAAACUCCACUGUCUACGUUCGGAAUCUAGAGGAGCGCAUUAAGAUUGAACAACUCAAGGUCGCCUUGGAGGAGAUCUUCUCUGAGUUUGGCAAUGUGGUUGAGAUUAUCGCCAAAAAGAAUCUCAAGGCCAAGGGGCAGGCAUUCAUUGUCUUCGAUAGCGUGGAUGCUGCGACCCGCGCUAUUGAGGAUGUGAACGGAUUCGACCUCUUCGAUAAGCCCAUGGUCUUGGAUUACGCGAAGACUAAGAGUGACGCGACGGUCCUCCGUGAGGGUGGAAACGAUGAGCUGGAAGCUCACAAGCGGAGGCGUCUAGCUGAGAAAGAGCGGAAACAAGCCCACGAAGCCCUCGAAGCUCAGAAGAAACUCAAGCGCCCCGCGGCUCCUGCAGAGAGCGCCCGCCCAGCGAAGACGACAAAGGGUGCCGGCCUCAAGCCUACCACUGGCGCCACGGCUGCAGUUGUUCCGGACGAAUACUUGCCUCCCAACAAGAUUCUGUUCUUGCGCGAUCUGCCGGACGAGGCCAGCCAGGAGGGUCUUUCCGAAGUCUUCGGCCGUUUCGAAGGCUUCCAGGAAGUCAGAUUGGUGCCCGGCCGCAAGGGUAUUGCCUUCGUCGAGUACGAGACCGAGGCCGGUGCUAUCAGUGCCAAGGAGGCUACUUCUGGUAUGGCCAUGGGCGACCAGAACAAGCCUAUUCGCGUUACAUACCAGAGACAGUAG
Messenger RNA from Penicillium cataractarum, 756 nucleotides. Its product is annotated as U1A/U2B'/SNF family RNA-binding protein. NCBI's taxonomy places the organism in Eukaryota, Fungi, Ascomycota, Eurotiomycetes, Eurotiales, Aspergillaceae. Gene Ontology annotation, molecular function: U1 snRNA binding. The record is from RefSeq and is a predicted model, not a curated record. The coding region runs from base 1 to 756 and encodes 251 amino acids. Gene Ontology annotation, biological process: mRNA splicing, via spliceosome. The transcript has 4 exons. Gene Ontology annotation, cellular component: U1 snRNP.